AUUGGCUCUAUGGUUUACGUCGCGCGUCACGUCGUUAACCUCACUAAUUUUCUUCCGAGAAACCAGUCCUCGAACUUGUAUGUGAUCACUUGCCGUACUUGGGUGCAGAUAUUUGGAAAGGAUGGUGAACGAUUUGAAACUGGAGUGCUCCUUUUCCUCUUGGUACCCGACGUUCAAGAAAGAUUCUCUGGAGGCCAGGAUUCUCCGCAUCCCCGACGAGGUCCUCAAGUAUUUGGAGCACGACACGUUUAUAUUGCCGCUCGAGGCAACGGGAUCUUUCCCGGACAGCUCGGAAUGGGCUGACGGCUCGCCGGUGACACGCGAAGAAGAGGAGACGGAUUGCCAACCGACAUUCCCUGAAUUCAGUCGACAGAUACAGGAAAUAUUAGACGAGUACGAUGCGGUAUUCGUCAAGACAAACUGGAGUACGCCUGCGGAUGCCAUGUGGGUUGCGCCGACAAAGACUCUGAAAUGCAAUACGCUAGAAGAGGUGUACCUGCUGCUGAAAAGUUCCGACAGGAUUGCCAAAGACCUAAACGUCGUGAAAUCUAUGGGGGAUUCUGAGAAUCCUCUGCCGUUCUGCCUGGUGCUGAAGCAAUGGCGGGAUAUUAAUCCGUGCGCAGAAUUUCGCUGUUUCGUCGUGGAUAAUAAGCUCACUGCUAUAAGUCAGAGGGAUAUAUCGCAGUACCACAGUUCCAACGAGUCGGAAAAGUAUGACAUACAGACGGACAUCAAGAGCUUGUUUUCAGAGCGCAUCAGAGGCAGAUUUCCGUUGCGCAACUACUCGUUCGACGUUGUACGACGUAAGAAAGAUAAGGUGAAGAUAAUAGAUUUCGGUGCGUUGGACGCGGCGUCUACGGAGGGAACGCUUUUCACGUACGAGGAGUUGCAAUGCCGUAUCGAGAACACGCCGGAGUUCCGUUUCAUCGGGGAGGAAAUAGGUAUCCAGCCCAAGCCCCCUGUGCAGUUUUGUAUUCCGCAAGAGAUCAGCGAGUUCUUUCAGUCGAGGGAAAACGUCACGUUGCUGGACAUUAUUCAAAGGGAGGUGGAAAAUCAGCGGAGAGAGCACGAGAAAGAAAAUGCUAACGUUUCAGAAAGUACUUGAUGUAUAUACAACGUAUAAUAAACAUUUUCCUUAUAUACGAACAUCAGCUGUAACUCACAUGUACAAGGGAUACAAAACUUAAGAGAGGGGAUUAUAUAAGUUAAUGUUACAUCUCGUCUCCCCCGGAGGGAAAGUCUAAUAUCUAAUAAUAAGUACAUGCGCUAAUAAAUAUACGCGCGAUUACACAACGAACGGAUUCUACUUGUCUUUUUAAAUUUAAUAUAAUACAUUUCAGCCCGUUUAAAUCCUACGUUUUGAGAUCAUUCGAUUACAUCGACGCUAAGAGAAAUAUAAUCGAACUUGUUCAAGUAACUCGCUCUUUUCGUAAGUUGCCGAAUUCCGGUUUCUUUCUGCAUUUAUUCCGAUACGAUACAAGAAAUUCUGAAUUGCCUGCAUGCAACACAAACUAUUUUCCUGAUCCGGUCAAUAGAGUUAAAAAUUAGACAAUUUUAGUUGCCCAUCGCGAUGCGCAGAUUACGAUCCGAAGCUCUUGAUUAAUGUGGUUGUGUAAAUACGUGCAAUUAAAUGCUCCUGAUGACAAAGUUGCUCCUACAUCUUGGGAUGCGACGUAUCUGCGUGUAUACGUGUGUGUGAAUGAAUGUACACCGACAGGAUAUUUAAAUACAGAACUUUCACUUUUA
Molecule: messenger RNA, 1746 nt
Organism: Vollenhovia emeryi
Lineage: Eukaryota; Metazoa; Arthropoda; Insecta; Hymenoptera; Formicidae
Product: cell division cycle protein 123 homolog
Exons: 7
Coding region: 122-1105 (327 amino acids)
Cellular component (GO): cytoplasm
Source: RefSeq, a predicted model, not a curated record